ACAAUUGAAUCUAAGUUUUGGAAUAAGAAAAGUAGAGAUAUUGAAUCCCUUAAAAUAAAAUUAUAAGGACUAAAUUCUAAAUUUUGUGAAGAGUAGAAAAUCUUAUGGUUUACUUUAACCUAUAAAAAAUAGGUAUCAAACAUGCUUUUAUUAUUUCUAUUUAUUAAUGGUAUUUUUCAAUUUUGAAAAAAUAGAAAAGUUUUAAUCACAAUUAGGCCCCUGAACUAUACCCAUAUUCCUGCUUUGAUAUUUGUUUUUUUUUUUGGGUUUAUUUGUUCUUUUCCCCUUUGGAAAAGAAGACGUACACACAUAUUUGAUCGGAUUUACAAUUUGGGUUAUUUUGGAGGUUUUUGUACGUAAGUUAAAUGGAGCGGGACCCAGAGUCCGAUCCGCAACCGGAAUGGGCAGCUCCGGGACCCGAAACGGGGCUUGAAGUUUGAAAUGCAGAACCGGUUUGGCGGUUGGGAUUAGGGGGUGAGUCGGAAUCUUACCCGGAGCGACCCAAUAAAGCUAAUUGUAUUUACUAUUUGAGGACUGGGUUUUGUGGAUACGGCUCCAAGUGUCGGUUCAAUCAUCCACGUGAUCGUACCGGGGUUAUGGGAGCUGCAAGCGGUGAUGUAGGGGAGUAUCCAGAGAGAGUGGGCCAGCCAGUUUGUCAGUAUUAUAUGAGGAAGGGGACAUGCAAAUUUGGUUCUUCCUGUAAAUACCAUCAUCCUAAGCAGGGAGGUGAUUCUGUUAGCCCCGUGCCACUAAACUAUCUUGGAUAUCCAUUACGUCCGGGUGAAAAAGAGUGCUCUUACUUUGUGAAGACAGGACAGUGUAAGUUUGGUGCAACAUGUAAAUUCCAUCAUCCUGUGCCACCAGCUGUAGAGGUUCCCGCACCAUCUCCAACUUCUCAGGUUGCACCUCUGCCAACUCCACUUUCUGCACCUACAUUAUAUCACAGGACGCAAUCACCGUCUGGCCCUUUGUCUCAACAAUAUGGAGUUGUAAUGGCAAGUUCUCCCCUGAUGCCAGGCUCAUAUGUGCAAGGCCCUUAUGGUCAAUUGCUUAUUUCCCCAGGCAUGGUUUCUUUUCCAAGUUGGAAUCCCUAUCCGGCAGCUGUUAGUGUCGGUACUCAACCCGCUGUUGGAUCAAGCUCAAUGUUUGGGGUGACACCAUUAUCUCCUUCAGCACCUGCCUAUACUCGGUCUUAUCAACCCACACCUUCUAGUGUUGUGCCUUCGAGUAGUAUUCAGGAGCGAUCAUUUCCCGAGAGACCUGGUCAACCAGAAUGUCAGUAUUAUAUGAAAACAAGAAAUUGUAAAUACGGAUCCUCUUGUAAAUAUCAUCAUCCGCCAGAAGUGAUUGCACCAAAAGUUGAUGUCAUCCUCAACCCCCUCGGUCUUCCUAUUUGUCCAGGUGCACCACCUUGCAUUCAUUAUUCGCAACACGGAGUGUGCAAGUUCGGAGUUGCUUGCAAAUUUGAUCAUCCUAUGGGAACGCUGAGUUACAGUCCAUCUGCUUCUUCCCUUACCGAUAUGCCUGUUGCUCCUUAUCCUAUUGGAUCAACAGGUGGUACUCUAGCUCCAUCAUCCUCAUCUUCGGACUUGCGACCAGAACAACUUUCCAGGUCCAACAAGGAAUCUGCUCCACCCAUAAUGUCAUCAUCAGUGAGCGCAUCUAGUGAAUCAGUUGGUUCUAUUUUUUCUAAAGGUGGACUGGUUCAUCAUUCAAGUGCACAACAAUCAAGUCAGAGUUCUUUCGGCAGUGGCAACAACAGUAGCACUACCAAGGCACAAGCUUCCAGCUAAGUGAAAACAGAAGUAACUACUUCAAUUCCGAUUUUUAUCAAGAUCAUGAACUGAAACAUUAUUUCGUUUUUGGUGCAAGUCUUCGAAAGUGGGAGGCUUCAUUUCUUUGUUAUCACGGUUCCACAAUUCAGGUCUAUGCAUAGCAUCUCUAAUCAUCUGUAUUCAUAUAGUCCAUCAUAGGGCCAUCUAUUGUAUCUUGAAUAAACCCACAGCCUAAGCUUAGAAAGUUUAGUAAAAGCCAUACACCUAGAUUUUGAAUAACCAUUGAAGAACCUCUGCAGUUACAUUAGGGAAAACUGUGUCAACCCGCCCAAUUUUUUGGAGUCGUGUGUUGCAUUUGUUCACCAUUUGAUCUUUUAUUGUAACCUAAAAAGUCAUUGUGGAGUUGGACUAAAGUAUACACAAUGACUUUGCGUAUUGAAAAGUCGUUUUUAAUUAUAUAUAGGUUUAAUGACAAAUUUAGUCACUAAUGUUUA
This is a messenger RNA of Gossypium raimondii (Peruvian cotton), 2269 nucleotides long. Its product is annotated as zinc finger CCCH domain-containing protein 34. Bases 597 to 1793 code for a protein of 398 amino acids. The transcript is spliced from 7 exons. Gene Ontology annotation, molecular function: mRNA binding; metal ion binding. The record is from RefSeq and is a predicted model, not a curated record. Lineage: Eukaryota; Viridiplantae; Streptophyta; Magnoliopsida; Malvales; Malvaceae.